CAGUCACUAGUCAGUUCUUCAGUCUUCACAGCUAUAGUUGAGUUGACACUGUAAACAGCGGGUGAUCAAGGAUUAUUCCAGUUUAUAUUUGGCGGAUUACAGCAAACAUAUCUCGCGGAUUACAGCUUAGAUAUUUUGCGGAUUACAAAGUUUAUCACAAACUGUUCAAUGUACAAUGUUCAGUUUGGACAGUUUAGAUUAAGUGAACGUUUCCCAUAUUUUAUUACUAAGUGAAAAAUAAUUAAUAUUUUUGAAUUUCUAUGAAAUUGAAAAGAUUUGACGAAUGCAGGGGACUUUAAGGUCUAAUUCAGCAAGUGCGUCAAGUGAAAUCCUGGAGGUGGAUCAGAACACCCCUGAAACCUCUCAGAGGAUAGAACCCCCAUGGGAGCAUGAGUGGCCCCUAACUGCAGAAAGUCCAAAAACGCCCCUGAAGGAGGGGGACAGAGGAUCUUGGCCCCUAGAAGAAAGAACACUAAGACUUGAAAUGGAGGAAGGAGAGGAUGAGGAGGUUGAUUCCUGGCCCCCAAGUGAGGACGAAGCACAAGAUUUUGAACAAUUUAGUGAUGAUGAGGCGUAUCAUUGUUCCCUGACUCCUUUUAUUGGCAAGGGGAAUUCCAGCAAAGGAGGGGGAAUUCCAAACAGUGAAGGGGGAAAAAUCCUUGACAAAAGUGAUACAAAAGUUGAUACGCAAUCAAGUGAUAUAAAUUUGAUGAAUAAAGUGACAAGUGACAAAGGAGAAGGGAGAGAAGGAGGUGAAAAAGAAGAAGAAGGGGAGGAUGGCAGAGGUGAAGGUGGAGAAGGAGGAGAAGGUGGAGAAGAAGGAGAAGGAGGAGAAGGAGGAGGUUACGACCUAGACGAUAUCGAUGCUGUACUAAAUGAGGACAAACCUAAAACUCUAUUUAGUGAAGGAGGACUGCUGGAAGAAAUACGGUAAGAGAAAGACAAUCAAUUGUUUCUUAAUUAAAGGCAUGACAAUAAUUCUUGUUAAAUGUUGAAAACAUACUGAUUUAGCAAAACUGUCAAACUAUAAUACAUCUAAUUCAUAUUAAAAAGCUGUCUAAACUUGUUUUGAAUUUUACCCGCAGUAACAAAUUUUAAUUCAAAGCACAUUCUAUAUAACACCACCGUUUAAUAGCCACGCAAAUUGUAAAUUUGCAUAACGCAAAUGUGUGCAGAAAAUGAAUUGCAUUUGCUACAACUUGCGGUAAGGGCGGGGGUUGAAAGUUGGCAAGUUAAUAACUGAAAUUGUGACCAAAAUAACUCCCAUUUCCGCAAAAUAAUUUAGCUUUAAAAGUGACUGUUUGCGAAAUUUUAGAUAUUAUGUUUGGUCCUAUGAUCUGCAGUAUAUCAGAUGUCUCUAUAAAUAUAAUUUUAUUGAACCUGUCCUAGUUAAUUACUUCAAAAUAUGUUCUUUCCAUGCUCGCCAAAAAAAAUGUCGGGCUUAAUCACGUUGAUAACAAUGUUGUUAUCGAUUCACAUUCCUUAA
Eurytemora carolleeae is the source of this 1486-nucleotide messenger RNA. RefSeq names its product spore wall protein 2. The record is from RefSeq and is a predicted model, not a curated record. The transcript is spliced from 5 exons. NCBI's taxonomy places the organism in Eukaryota, Metazoa, Arthropoda, Copepoda, Calanoida, Temoridae. The coding region runs from base 284 to 934 and encodes 216 amino acids.